CUUUUUACGCGCUUAAAAUCGCGCGUAAACAAUCACGGUCACGAUUUUUGUUCUGUCAGGCAAAGAACUGAUGUACCGUUACGUUACUGCAAUUAUCUUUUAUAUGUUUUAGCAUGUGGUGAUUCACAGCAGGAAUAUAUUAAGCCCUCAACUGCGAAGUUAUCCUGUUUUGCUGCUAGUAUCGCUGAGCCUAAAAGUAAAGGGGUCGUUCACUCGUUGUCGUAUCACUAUCAGGUUGAAGGCCUGUCAUAUUAAUAUACGGCCUAUUCUGAGGUUGGCUUGACAAUGCCAAAGAGGAAGGCUAAUUCCGUCACUGAGCACCCAGCUCCCAAGCAGUCUUGUCGUCCUGAUCCUGAUAAUGAACAUGAUCAGUCGGAUAGACGUCCAGGUUUUACCUUGGUUACAACGAAAACUGCUGAAUCUGGCAUAAUCGAGGGAGUGUCACUGAAAAAUUUUAUGUGCCACAACGACCUAAGUUUCAACUUUGGCCCAAAUGUGAACUUUGUCAUAGGCCGUAAUGGAAGUGGAAAGAGUGCGGUCCUAACUGCUGUUGUUAUCGGACUAGGAGGAAAGGCAAACGUAACAAAUCGAGGAACAUCUGUUAAAAGUUUUAUCAAAACUGGAAAAGGGUAUGGGGAGGUGACGGUUAAACUCAGUAACAAAGGACCCGAUGCAUUCAAACCAAACCUAUAUGGUGACUCGGUCACUGUGGAACGAAGACUGACUCAAGAUGGUAGCAGCUCAUAUAAACUAAGAGGAAAGUCAGGCGACCUGAUAAGUACAAAGCGAGAUGAGUUGACUCACCUCAUGGAGCAGUUCAACAUUCAGGUGGACAAUCCGAUCAGCGUUCUCAACCAGGAGACGAGCCGCAACUUUCUCAACUCUAAGAAUGCCUCCGAUAAGUACAAAUUCUUUCUGAAAGCCACGCAGCUGGAGCAGAUGAAGCGUGCAUAUAACGAGGCAGACGAACGAUGCAGAGAGGCGACUGGUUUGCUGGCAACGAAACGAGAGACAAUGGCAAAGAUGGAGAAGGAGGUGGCUGAGUGGGAUAGGCGAUUCAGAGCUGUGAAGUCUCUGGAUAAUCUACGUGAAAAAAUCGAGAAGCUGAAGAAUGAGAGUGCAUGGGCGCAGGUUGCUGAGGUUGAGCAGGAAGUUAAUCCAUUGCAAAAAGGUCUAGAAACGGAAGAUGGAAGGACAGUAAAGUUCACAGGAAAGGUGGAAGAAACCAUUGCAAAAAUUCAGAAGGAACAGUUGCGCAUACAAGAGUUGAGGGAUGAGUUAAAACAGAUUAGUGACCAGGCGAGGGGAAUGGAUCCUGAUAUCCGUACAGCAAAAGAUCACCUUGACGUAGCCAAAAAAGAUAUACGCACACACCAGAUGAAAAUAAAGGAGAUUGAACGACAGCUGAGGCAACUAAAGAAUGAUCGCCAGGAGAUAUCAACACGAAUAGAAGAGUUAAAAACCAAUGUGCAAGAAAAUAGAGAUGCAGAAAGGAGAGAACGGGAGCAGAAGAUUGCACAACUCGAGGAGGAACUGAAGGCACUUUCUGCUCAGAUGAACACCAAAAAGCAUGAUCUUGACCAGUUCCAGGGGGCAGUGAACAAGGCAAAGGAAGACCAGCUGAGGAUGAGGCGUGAAGAACAGGGUCUUAGGGAACUGGUGGAUCGCACGAAAAGAGACUUGCGAGACUUGGAGGAGAGCAAGACUGAUCGAUUCCGCAUCUAUGGGCAGUGGGUGCCACAACUGAUACGAGAGGUUGAAAAUGCACACAAGCAGGGAAAGUUCCACCAGAAGCCCCGAGGACCAAUAGGUGCAUAUAUGGAGCUGACAGACCAGCGAUGGGCCCUAGCAGUUGAGCAGUGUCUGGGCGGCCUCAUGUUUGCGUGGUGCGUGAAUGACCACCACGAUGCUGGAGUGCUGGAGCGCAUCAUGGUGUCGGUGCUUCCGCGCAACAACAAGAAGCCGCAGAUGCUCAUCAGUCGCUUCAAGGAGCGCGUGUACGACGUGUCGGCGUUUGAGGCGAAGACGCGUGCGUACGCGACGGUACUUCACACGCUCACGACCCGCGACCCCAUCGUCACAAACUUCCUCAUCGACUUGCGCGGCGUCGAGUCGGUUGUCCUGAUCAAGGACAACACGGAGGCACGACGUGUCAUGCAGUACUCGCUGCCGGCCAACUGUCACGAGGCCUUCACGCUUAGCGGUGACCAGGUCCUCGGCGGCAAGACCUUUCGCUACUACUCCUGCCCGAGCUACGCACAAGCCAAGUUUCUGAAGAAAAACAUCGAAGAGGACAUCAACGCCCUGAAGGAAAAGUCGACGAAUCUCAACGUUCAGUUGCGCCAGCUGCAGUGUGAGAGCCGCACCGCCGACGCCACCUGCAGGGAGAACUUGCAGCAGAAGAACAAGACGGACACGCACAUCAUGCGGAUUCAGGAGGCGGUGCGUAAGAAGCGCUACGAGAUCGCUGAGUUCGCAAACGUCGAGGAGGUGGAUCCGAUCGACAUCGCCACGCUAGAGGAGGAGCUCCUUAACUGCGACGCGCAGCACGAUAGACUGCAGCAGACUGAACAGGAGGUGACCGCACUUCUAAAUGGUAGCAAGUCCACACAGACAGAAGCACUGAACAGGUACAAUGCACUUACUAAGCAGCUGGAAGAGAUCAAGGAAAAGGUGAUUCCACAGAAAAGUGAUCUAGCUGAGACGGAACAACAGAUAGCGCUGCUUAGAGAACAUCAGAAGCAUUAUAACAAACAGCUACAGGAACACCUUGCUGUUAUACAGACGAUCACAAAACAGUUGAAACAGCAGAAGACAAAAGUUGAGGAGUACAUCGGUAAAGCGACACAAAUCUGUGAGAGGGUGAACACAAGGCGAUCCCCUAGAACCAUCGACAGUGACAUCACACAGUGUGAGAAACGGUUGAAGGAGAAGGAGACGACCCAAGGUUACACUAAGGAAGAAGUUAUUAACAAAUACCACGAAAUAUCGCAAAAGUCAACAUUCAUCCAGACGGAGAUAGCAAAUGCCAGCGAACUGCUCAAGAAAUUCUCGCUCAUCAUGAUGGAGCGUGAGUCGUCGUGCCUUCAGUUUCGUCGCAUGAUCUCGCUGCGUGUGCGCAACAUCUUCAACAUCAUGCUAGAGGAGAGGCAGUGCAGCGGUCGCAUGAUGUUCGAUCACAAGAAGGAGGUGCUCGAAAUAGUGGUGCCGCAGGCUGGGCACGGCGUCUGCCACCAAGGACACCGCUCGCUGUCAGGAGAGGGAAACGCUUCGGCUUCGACCCGUACCUGCUUCGUGCUCGGCACUGUCUGGGACGCGAUGGGCAGUGAAGGCUGGACCGAGUACGACGUCUACAUGGACAUGGUCAACCGACGGCUCUGUAUGGACAUGAUGCUGGUAGUGGCCAAAGAACAGAGAAACAGGCAGUUCAUUUUCUUCACGCCACUCGAUAUGAGUCACUUACGGCUUUCCAACCUGAUGCGUGUAUACGAAAUGCCUGAACCCGAACGUGGGCAGAUGUCUCUCCCAUUCAAACCUGCCAACCACAAAGACAAGGACAAAGAUAGUGGUAACACUGAGAAGUAAGUGCAAAAGAUUCGUGGAGCCAACUUAGCCAAGUCAGACUUCCUGAAGCAUAUAUCUUAAGUUACCUUUGUGUAAACCCACUUUCUUUGUACUUUCGUCAUUUGCUGAUAUUUAUCUAUACAGUUGGGGUAUAACAGUUUUUCUUACAUUUUCACAUUUUACUAAAGCAGCAUGUUGCUUGCUAGAUAUUGAUGCCAAGCCUACAAGUUCUCCAGUGAUUCUCUGCUGAAUUUUACAUUAAGUCGUGUAGAAAUGUCAUCUUUUUAACAAUACUAAAAUUUGAGUAAACUUGCAAUGACUCAAAUAUAUGCAUGUAUACCCCUAGAAUAUUUCAGCACAUAACACCUUUCACCUUUCACGCCAUCAUAAGUGUUCGGCUACUUAGUCUGACAUUCUUACGUCCAUCCUGCUUAUCUAGCUAGUAGUAAUUGGUUGACGGAAUUUUUUCCAUAGUUUCUCUCUUCAUAGUUCUAACUCUUUUGCUCACAGAGUUUAUUUCUUAUCGUGAGCAUUGCAUAAUGUAUAGAAACAAAUACCCUUUCAACUUUAUACAAAUAAUUUAGAAAUGUUCUUUGUAGCACGAUCAGACGAAGGUUCUGUGUGCAAGGACACAACCUGUUUGAUGUGUAGGAGUGGCUUACUCCAUUGUUUUGAUACAUACGAAUAUCUAUAUAUGUAGUUUGAACAAAUAUCACUCCUAAAAUAUAUAACUUAUAAAUCUUAAAAAUGUGCAUUGUGAGAUUUCUGAUGGCUAAAACUCGGCAUUUGAAAAAUCAAGUAAAUCUGCGGCCUUGAGAUUUAUGUCAACCUUGAACUCUGAGUCUCUCUUCACAACAUACAUUUAUAGCUUUGUUUAAACUCACAAAAUUGCACAAUGUGGUGCUUAUUUUUCGCUUACACCCUACCUAAGCAAGUGGGUACUGUACUAUUCCAAAACAGCUAGGAUGUAGCAUUCUUUUUGAUACUCGUAAUGGGUAAAGAAUCUGUUUGUUAAAUUGUUAGAAAUUUGUUAAAAACAUUAGUUUAAUGUAAGAAAGUAAAAUUGUUGUUAAAAAAAGUCUGAAGUUUACACUGCCACUUUUCAGUGUGAAUUUUGCUGGGGAGCUUUCAUAGAUUAGAAAUAAGAUAAUUUCCAUUAUUUGGGGAGGAGGUCAUACGUUUUAAAAGUGAUGUAUAAUUUAGCUCUUGUUGUGAAUGGACAGAUAUUUAGCAUCACAUAAAUUGAUUAUUAUAUCAUGUCUUUUUAUCAUAUGAUAUGAUAUGCACAUCGCAAUGUAUUGUAAGGAAGCGUUGCAUGAGAAAUUACCAUAAUUUGUGAUAAUGAUCUACUUAAAAGUCGUAUAUUAGUUAGCCAAUCAUAGUUGAAUUGCUGUUGACUAUGACAUGUCUGGUUUGCAUCUUUUUUCGUAAAGAAAAUUUCUAUAUUGUACAUUUGUAAUAAUAAUAAUAAAUAUAUAACUGCUGUAUCAUAAGUA
Priapulus caudatus is the source of this 5060-nucleotide messenger RNA. RefSeq names its product structural maintenance of chromosomes protein 6-like. Gene Ontology annotation, cellular component: nucleus; site of double-strand break; Smc5-Smc6 complex. Gene Ontology annotation, molecular function: ATP hydrolysis activity; single-stranded DNA binding; damaged DNA binding. The coding region runs from base 286 to 3585 and encodes 1099 amino acids. The transcript is spliced from 22 exons. NCBI's taxonomy places the organism in Eukaryota, Metazoa, Priapulida, Priapulimorpha, Priapulimorphida, Priapulidae. Gene Ontology annotation, biological process: double-strand break repair via homologous recombination. The record is from RefSeq and is a predicted model, not a curated record.